Hibiscus syriacus is the source of this 1220-nucleotide messenger RNA. RefSeq names its product berberine bridge enzyme-like 8. The record is from RefSeq and is a predicted model, not a curated record. Gene Ontology annotation, molecular function: FAD binding. Bases 15 to 1115 code for a protein of 366 amino acids. The transcript has a single exon. NCBI's taxonomy places the organism in Eukaryota, Viridiplantae, Streptophyta, Magnoliopsida, Malvales, Malvaceae.
AGUAAGCUUAAGAAAUGAAGUCCCCACAGUUUUCAAUGUUAUUCACUCUUGUUUUGACUGCUUUCUUCUCGUUUUCAUGGGCAACUUUGCCUCAUCAAAGUUUUCUCCAGUGUCUUUCCCUUCGUUCAAAUGAUUCUUCAAUUUCCAAACUAAUUUUCACACGAACAAAUUCUUCGUAUGGAUCUGUUUUGGAUUCUACGUUAUGGAAUCUUAGGUUCAACUCAACCAAUACCCCGAAACCUUUGGUCAUUGUAACACCAACGCAGAUAUCCCAUAUUCAAGCAACCAUUCAUUGUUCCAGAAAACAUGGGCUACAAACAAGAACCAGAAGUGGUGGCCAUGAUUACGAGGGUCUCUCGUCUAUCGCCAAAGUCCCUUUCAUUAUCAUCGACUUGGUUCACUUCCGAUCGGUGGAUGUUGACGUUGAAAAUAGAAUUGCAUGGGUUCAAUCCGGUGCGUCGCUCGGUGAACUUUAUUAUAGAAUUGCAGAAAAAAGUACUAAACUUGCCUUCCCAGCUGCCGUUUUCCAUACAAUCGGCGUCGGUGGCCAUAUUAGCGGCGGAGGUUUCGGGUUACUGCUCAGAAAAUACGGCCUUGCCGCUGACAAUGUGCUAGAUGCUCAAUUCAUCGACGUAAACGGAAGGGUUCUCGAUAGAAAAUCCAUGGGGGAAGAUUUGUUUUGGGCUAUUCGAGGCGGCGGCGGCGGUAGCUUCGGGAUUGUCCUUUCCUGGAAACUAAGUCUGGUUCCCGUUCCGGCAAACGUGACAGUGUUUUCCGUCACCCGGGUCCUCGAACAAAACGCGACCGAAGUCGUCCAUCGAUGGCAAUACAUCGCUCGUGAUCUUCCCGAUGAAGUGUACUCAACCGUUAUACUGAGAGGCAUUAAUUCAACUCAAGACGGGAGGAAAACAGUUCUAGCGAUCUUUAGUUCAUUGUUUCUCGGCACAAUUAACGAGCUUCUUCCAUUAAUGGAGCAGAGAUUUCCCGAGCUAGGAUUAACAAGACAAAAUUGCACUGAAAUGAGUUAUAUCCAAUCGCUUAUGGUAAACAACGGACUCCCAAACCAACCAUUGGAGAUUUUGCUUAAUUGGACAGUGCAAAACAGUGCUGCAUAAUGGAUAGAAAUAAGGUCAUGGUUUUAAUCUUCUGUCUGUUUUUGCUUUAAUUGUUAGCAAUGGAGCUCAAAGUGAACUUUAUUAGCAUUGAGAAAUAAGAAUACC